Parathielavia appendiculata is the source of this 1375-nucleotide messenger RNA. RefSeq lists its product as uncharacterized. Bases 181 to 1251 code for a protein of 356 amino acids. The record is from RefSeq and is a predicted model, not a curated record. The transcript has a single exon. Lineage: Eukaryota; Fungi; Ascomycota; Sordariomycetes; Sordariales; Chaetomiaceae.
UUCGCGGCUAGGGCAUAAAGCCGAGCCGCGCCUCCAGCCAUAGACAUCACACGUUCGAGACGCGCAACGCGCUCUUCAAGCACAUCAAGGUCUCCAAGGACGUCAGGAAAAAUUAUCACCCGCCCCCCGACUGCGACUCUGGCAACCUGCAAGGAAGUCUCCUGCACCCGCGCGAUUGGCAUGACGGACAGUCCCACCAACGGCAUCGCCGACGACACCAUCUACCUGGUGAAGGAUGCUCCCGAGCCGGUCAACACCGGUGACGCGGGCAGCCCGUUGAGCUCUUACACUUUCCUGCGCAUUGCUGCCAAAGCCUCUCCUGAUGCAGAGACCGUUGAAGUUUGCGGUGAUCCCGGCGCCAGCCGUUCUUUGAUCGGCCGCCGCUUUAUACGCACUCUCAACCAUGAGAUCGAGCGCCGUAGAGGCAAGGUGAAAGGCAUUGGCAAUGACCGUUUGCGCGUCAGCGAAUGGGCUACUUUCGAUAUGUAUCUUCCUGGCAUGGAGGAUGGCAAGCCCACAUUAUGCAAAUUUACCCGCUCAGCUUGGGUCACCGAUUCUCUUGGAACCAAGCCGACAGCCCAAUUGACAGCUCGUGGGGUCACGAGACCUUCAUCGCCGUCCCGCCCAGCCGCAGUGCCUACCAAAGAACCGACCGCGAUGCCGACCGCGGUGCCAGCCGUGGUGCCAGCGGAAGAUCUGCCUGCAGUACCGGCUGCAGAGCUGACUGCGGUGCCAGCCUUUGUGGCAGAGCCCACAGCUCUGAACGAACCAGCCGUCAAAUCGCCCGGACACGUGAUUUCCACUGAACUCGUCGAUAUUCAACAAAAGGCGGCUCCGAGAAAAAGUUCUUCCGGCCCUCCGGCGCGACGUUCGUCCAGCUCAACGGCUUGCUCAAUUACAUGCGCGACCGCCCACUCGACCACUUGCGCGACUGCCUUACCAACGGCCCAGUCAAACGCAUGCGCAACAGCUCACCCGACCGCCCAGUCAACCUGCCGCACCUGCGGCCAUGUGUUCGCAUCGAGGAACCAGCUUUUCGACCAUUUUCGCACCCACGGCCGCGUAAGGCGUUCCAGAUCCUCUGGCCGCGCCAGUCCUUCUGUCACCCUCAACGGCAACGAUUUAGUCAGGGCUUUGAAGAACUGGAUCAUCAAGAACAGUGGUUGGAGAGGAGGAAAGUCGAUGCAGUUGAACCAGUUGGACCCAAGUCUCUGGAUGGCAAGGAUGGCAAGCAUGGUUCGCCCAGGCUGACUGUCAUCACCUUGCCGAGCGAUGCAUGCGCAGUGAGGGCACUGCGUUUUCCUUUGCGUGCCGGCAUUUGAUACCGGAAGGUAUCGCGCAGGGUGAGGGCUAGGUGCUAUACCCCACCAUUGGU